AUGAGAAAGUGGAGUUCUGGAUGUGUGUGCAUGCUCACUCGGUGCCAGCGCGUCUCAGCAAAUCCCGGGCCAGCAGUAUUUCGUAAGAGAGUGGUGGAGCCGGGUUCCAGAUGCGGGAGCCGCAGUGACACAUGUGCUGUCAGCAGGGCCAGCGCCCUCUGCUGUCCCGGCCCGGAAGCACCACGACGGUGGGGACGAACCCGGGGCCUCCGGAAAGCGGGCGGCGGUCAGAAUCCACCGCGGACCGCGGCGGGUGCGGAGGCCGCCGGCCGCUCCUCGCCGUCCAAACGCUGGGUCUGCGAGGGGCUGCACUCCCUCCGUUGA
Molecule: messenger RNA, 324 nt
Organism: Rangifer tarandus platyrhynchus (Svalbard reindeer)
Lineage: Eukaryota; Metazoa; Chordata; Mammalia; Artiodactyla; Cervidae
Source: the annotation of a GenBank genome assembly